Messenger RNA from Stereum hirsutum FP-91666 SS1, 2750 nucleotides. RefSeq lists its product as uncharacterized. Bases 95 to 2260 code for a protein of 721 amino acids. The record is from RefSeq and is a predicted model, not a curated record. Gene Ontology annotation, biological process: protein phosphorylation. Gene Ontology annotation, molecular function: protein kinase activity; ATP binding. Lineage: Eukaryota; Fungi; Basidiomycota; Agaricomycetes; Russulales; Stereaceae. The transcript is spliced from 9 exons.
CGGAGAGCAUAUAUCUGCUGUACACCACGACGUCUGAGUCCUGCCCGUAUCGACAAUCCCUGGGUCCGCUGCUAUCUAGAAUCAAACUCUACCUAUGGAGAACCUUACCCCAACCCCCACUCGGAGCUCCAUCCCCUCAGACUUCUCCAAUAAAACCCAUCCCAACCAUCCCAGUGUCUUCCAGCGCCUACGCAUCCGAGACGUCUCGGACGCGUUCGUGGAGGGUUGUUUGGCUGAUUUCGAGCGGGUGAAUGGAGGGUGGAUUGAUGAGCUUGUUGAGCUUGAGUUGAGGUCGUCGAUGGGUGUGAAUGGUGACAGGCCCGGGGGUAGGAAUAAUGAGAUGGGGAUGCGUGGGCCUUUGAUGAACAUCUUGAACUAUAUUGUCAACUUCCCAGACCCUUCCGAUUCCGAUUCCGAUCCUCACCCCCGCAAGAUCGUAGACGAACAAGCUUUAUACCCCGACUCGACCACCUUUGACUUCGGUUUCCCAGCGAUCAAGAAACCCGACUUCUCUAUCUUAUCUCGCAACGCGUCACCAUCCAACCCGAUUUCUCCAGAGAACUCCUGGCGUCUGCGAGACAUGUUCAUCGAGCUCAAGGCCUCGCGUGAACAGGGUCCAGGACUCGAUUUCCCGAACAGCGAAAGCAUAGUGUGGCAGUCCGCCAAUUUCGCUCGUCUCCACAUGUCCGCCCGCCCUUUCUCCCUAUUCUCCAUCGGCCUCAUGAUCCCCGGCUCGUCCUUCUCCGCCGGGAUCUUCGAUCGCGAUGGUGUCACCGUCUCGCCUGUUCAUCCGUUGUGGGAUCCUAAUACGCGUCAAUUGGAUGAUGAAGGCAUUCGUGUGUUCAUUAGGCUCAUUCGUAGCGUUGCUUGCGUCCUUUCGGAUGAGGAGAUAGGCCACGACCCGACUGUGACAGAGAUCAAGCUCACCGACGGAUCUCCUGCGUAUACCUGCUCCCUUGGCGGCUCUGAAUCGGAAGAAGAUGAUAUCAAUACCCGCCGCUGGUGUACCAUCGGGCCUCCAUUCUGGCGCUCUGUGUCGUAUACGGGUCGGGGGACGCAGGUAUGGGGCGUUCGGGAAUAUAGGGAUGGAAAGCUCGUUGGGCCUGAGAUGGUCAUGAAGACCGCUUGGCGUACGAUCAGGCGAACGACAGAGGCUGAGAUCUAUGGAUUGGUCGAAGGAACACAUCCCGGUCUUGUCGAAUUCGUCGAUGGGGGGGAUGUGGCGUUUCCAGGCCAGCCUUCGAAGCCCAUCACGGUCUAUGGUCUGCGCGGCUACGAACCAGAUGAGGACGGGACCGAGAGAGUUCUUCAUCGGUUGGUGUUGAAGACGGUUGGUCGGCCGCUGUGGGAGUAUGGAGAUGAUUUGGAGCUUGUUAGAGCUGUGAGGGCCGCGGUGCUCGCGCAUAAGUUUCUUUAUGAACAGGGUAUCCUCCAUUGUGAUGUUUCGGCUGGAAAUGUUCUGCUCAAUAAGUCUGCGUCUAUGUCCCAUUCGGGAUCCGAGGGCUUCCUCACAGACCUAGAACUGGCACAUCUCGAUGUUGCCGUCGUCGCACGGGCACGCAAUACUGUCCAAGACGCCGGACCCGUCAUCAGGAGCAGGGAGGGAGGAUGCGCCGCACUACACUCGGAGAAGACAAGAAGAACGCGCAAGGACUUUAGUGAUAGUCAAGUGGAGCAUGCAGAUGCGAUGACGGCGAGUCUUCUCUACUCCUGCGUGCCGUUUACUGGUACGGCUCAGUUCAUAGCGCUGGAGCUUCUGUCUCCACCGAGGACAGAAGACGGCGAGAGGGAGACGCAUGGGCCACACCACGACCUGGAAUCCUUCCUCUACGUUCUGUCGUAUGCAGUCAUGAAACGCACCGACGAAAUCUUCACUAGGGACCCCUCGCUGCUCGCAGACAAAACCAACAAAUUCCAAAAAAUCAAAUGGGACGACUGGGUCAACAAAGCAUUCGGCCAUUCGACCCCCAAGCGCAUACGAGACUCUCAUGUGCAGCUCGCCCCGCUCAGUUGGUUUCACAGGGCCGCAGACGCAUCGCUUUCGGUGUGCGUGAGGAGGGUUGUGUCGAGAGAGAUGUAUGACCUUUUGUUUGAGGCGAGGAAGUUGGUCGCGCGUCAGGUUAAGUGGUGGAGAGAUUUUGAGGAGGAGGGGGAAGAGCGUAUCAGUUAUGAUGCUGUGUUGAAUAUUCUUGAUAAGGCUGCGGCGGACAUGGGAUAUAAGGAAGGGUCUGGGUCUGAGGAGGAUUUGGAGGGGGCUUGAAACCUAAACAAGGUCGGCGGGCAGUGAGUGAUAUUACCAUUGGGUUGGUCUUUUGAAGCCAUGGCUUUCACACAUCCUUCCACGAACGUCGGUUCAUCCACAUUUGACUAUCUCGCCUAGUCCGAAUCAUAGCAAAUCCCAUUGUUCGAAUGAUAUGACCUAGAGAGCUUCUGCAUGGGGCGAGCAACUAGUGAGCAUUGACAUCUGCCAGCGUUACACCUCAACACUGUCCACGAACCCCCAGGCUCCUCUCAAAACUUGCGUCUUCUUCCACAAAGCGCACCUCCUCUCCGGUCAAGUCCACCCGAAACCCGAGUUGUAUUCCGAUUUCGCCUGGCUCAUGAAAGGGGAGAUCGAAAAGCGGGUAGAAGCAGAAGCUAAGUAUUAGACGGGCGUGAAGGAUAUGUUGUCCGAAAUCUAGAGCCUGUUCGUUAGCCGUACAUCGUCUUUUACAUAUCGCUAUUCCUCCCCUUUCCCAUCUAAUACAGUG